AUGUUUACAAUACGUAAUAUUUUACAAAAUGCGGCUAAAUACGCGGCAAUUAAGCCACAAUUACGGAAUCUUCGAGGUCUAAGAGGAGCCCCAAGCGAGGUGGAAGUUCUCAGACCGCCGGAUAUAACAACCAAACAGGAUGACAAUGCAGGAGAGCCGUCGACGCAGGAAAGUUCCAAGGAAGUGGCUCUGGAUUUCGGAAAGCGGGAGGCCCAUGUGCCCUCCUUCAACUUGGCGGCCUAUGUGAAUAACUCCAAUACCCUGCAGCAGUUCAUCAGUUUGGGCGUGGAUCUGCACAGCAUAGAAAGGCGGAAGGGAUUGGGACAGUUUGUGCUGCAGCUGGACUUUGAGAAGAAUGUAAAACCCUGCAUAAGAUUUCUGGUGGAUCAGGGAAUUAAACCCGAUGACUUUGGCAGGAUGUUCACAAAGAACCCGCUGCUGUUCAAGGAAGACCUGGAUGAUCUGCAGACUAGGGUGGAUUACCUGAAGAGCAAGCGGUUUACGGAUGAGGCCAGGCAAAGGAUUCUCACCCACAAUCCCUACUGGCUGAUGUUCUCCACGCGGCGAGUGGAUCGUCGGUUGGGCUACUUUCAAAAGGAGUUCCGUUUGAGUGGCCAUGAUCUCCGUCUUUUGGCCACCAAGGAACCUAAUGUCGUUACCUACAACAUGGAGCACCUGCGAAAGUCCAUAUUUACGCUCAAGGAGGAAAUGGGAUUCAAUGCCAAGGAGCUGAGUGCCCUGGUGGUUCGAAAACCCCGGUUAAUGAUGACUCCUCCCGACGAUCUUAUCGAGCGAUUCAGCUAUAUUCACCAGGAUAUGGGCCUCUCGCAUGCCCAGAUUGUCCAGUGUCCUGAAUUGCUGGCCUCUCGGGAGUUUCGCCUGCGGGAACGUCAUGAGUUUCUCAAGUUACUGGGCCGCGCCCAGUACGAUCCCCAAAAGGAUAUGUAUAUAUCGCCCAAAACUAUAGUCGAAGGCAAUAAUUUUUACUUCGUAAGAAAUGUGGCCAAAAGCGAUUUGGAAACUUUUGAUUUGUUUUUGAAAACGAGAUAAGAAGAAAUUAAAAAUAUUGAAAAUU
Drosophila takahashii is the source of this 1075-nucleotide messenger RNA. It is a transcript of the gene mTerf3, whose product is annotated as mitochondrial transcription termination factor 3. Gene Ontology annotation, molecular function: double-stranded DNA binding. Gene Ontology annotation, biological process: regulation of DNA-templated transcription; mitochondrial transcription; mitochondrial ribosome assembly. The record is from RefSeq and is a predicted model, not a curated record. Gene Ontology annotation, cellular component: mitochondrion. Lineage: Eukaryota; Metazoa; Arthropoda; Insecta; Diptera; Drosophilidae.